CAACAUUUUGCACGUUAUUUGCAAUUUAUGUUAAAAAAUACUUUUGUUUUGUUACGUUUAUUCGAACGUAAUUAAAAAAACCCACCCCAAUGAAUCGGUUGUUGACCUUACUCUGUCAAAAUGCGGAAAUUUUGGUUAAAAGUAUAAAAUAGGUUUAAAAAUUAAUCCAUGAUAAUAUUAAGUGAAAUUUUCGACCAUGUGUUAUUAUAAGUAAUGUUUAAGUACCACUUUCGCGCGAAUACAGUGACGUGAUAUAUAUGUGAUAAUUAAUUAUACGUAAAAACUUGUUAUUAUAAAGGGCGUUUGCAUUUUUAUAAUUAAAAUUUGUUUAUAAUGGAAACUAAGGAAGAAUACCAUGAUCCGGAUUAUCCUGAAGCUUCUGUAUCUACCCAGGAAGGGUCCUCAAAUUUAACAGAAAAGGAAAAAAUAGAGAAAAUCAAAAACAUUAUACUAAGAGAAUUUGGAAAUGAGUUAGAAUUAAGAGAAAAUGAAGUCAUGCUGGCGAAUCAACGUAUGCAGAAGGCACGUCGGGUGUUAUGCGAGCUGCGCUACCAGCUGGUUCUCCGCUACUACAAGGACCAGAAGCUACAGCUGACCCCAGUCCACUUGCAGGAUGAGGUGGUUGCACAGAAUGAGCCCCGCACAAGGACUGAGGUGACAUCUCUGCUCAGAGAUGGUCAGCGACGUAUCCACCCCUCGCUGCGGAAGUUGCUGGGAAAGAAGACUGUGGACCUGGAGGAGAUCUUAAAGAUCAGGGAGCCCCGGAAGAAGGCAAAGAAGAAUUACUCGGCUAUGAUACAUAAUCGUAACUACACGGUAGCGGCGGAUUCCACAAAGUCCCUCCGACCUGAAUCACACAAACCCGCCGAAGAGAAACCCAAACUCCCUGAAGAAUCAGAAAUAAUAGACAAACCUAAGAAAAUACCACGGCAUCUGGACCCAAAGGUGGAGAAUGUGGUGACCCUGGUUGAAGCCACCAGGAACCAGGUGAAACACCGAUAUCGGAUCAUAAUAGGUAAUACAUCGAAGUACGCUCCGGGUGCGUCGUCCGCGGACAGGUCGACGCACACUUGGCUGCUUUAUGUGCGAGGUGCUGCUGCAGUACUGCGCGCUGUCGCCGUGCGCCUUCACCACUCCUAUGCUCCACACCACCUCGUGCGCAUAGACAAGCCUCCAUUUCAGGUGUCGCGGCGCGGCUGGGGCGAGUUCCCGGCGCGCGUGGAGCUGCACUUCGCGCUGCCCGAGCGCAACCCGCCAGCAGCGCUCGACCACACCAUCCGCCUCGACCGUCACCGCACCGGACUGCAGACACUAGGUGCAGAGACAGUUGUGGAUGUGUGGCUGUACAGUACCUCAGAAAUGUUGGAGCACGAAUACAAAGAUGACAUUCCCUCCAGUUUGCCGCUGGACACAGGAGAUAAGGAAGAUUCUAGUGAUAAACACACUGACGAUAAUUCUACCGCACCCACCGAUGUAACAGAUGUUAAACUGAAUGAUUCAAAUAAUUUAGAAAAAUUAAACGACAGUUGGUUAGAAUUCUUCUCAAAAGACAGCACCGAACUGAAUGUUGAUGAGAUGUUAAUAAAAGACGAGGAUAUUAAAAAAGAAGCAAUGGAUUAUGAAAGUAUAGAUAAUAAUCCAACUCUAGUUUUAAACGAUAAAUUGAAAAUUGAAUCUAAUACUCAAAAAUCCAUUUUAUACGAUGAACUAACAAAGGAUAGUAAUAAGGAAGUUAAAGUAGAACCCACCGAAGAAUUGCCAAAAGAAAUAUUAAAGCAUCCGGAAUGCUUCAAAAAGAGAAUCAUGAAAUAUAUGGAUCCAACGACAAAGAAAAUAUAUUAUUUAGAAAUGGACAGAGAACUGGAUUUAUCUAAAGUGCAAGAGAUAGUAAUAAAUUCACAGAGUAAAGCUAAAACGACAAAAAUCAGUCCGAUUAAAUCAAAUGGACUCAAACAUGUUCGUAAACAUAAAAGUAAAAUACUCAACCAUAACAAUGUGAAUGUGAAACGUGAAAGUUUUAAUAAUUUUUCUCAUAUAGAGAACGAUCAUUGUUACGUGAAAACGCCCACACAAAAUGUCGUCAUAAAACAAGAAAAAAUGCAAGUAGAAAAUUAUAUGAAUACGGAAAGUUUAAAGCCCUGUGAUGAAGGCAACUUGUACGACAUGCUGUGUGCCGCUGUGUUGAGGUUCCCCUGUGUCAGAAUGGCUGUCAGCUAUCUCCUCAAGAAGAUACCUCUCAUUACAGUCAAAGCGAAAGAUCCAGAUUUCGUUAAAUACUUUCCAUUCGUUGUUGAAAGUGAAGAUAUAUAUUGGAAAUUAGAUUUUGCUAAGCGAAGAAAUAUUGAAUGGUCAAGAGCAAAGUUAGUCAACAAGAUGAUGGUACAGUUCCUAGUGACGGAUGAUCAGAUUUGGAGAACUAAACAGAUCCUGAUAUACUCCAGAUUGCAUGGCUAUCAUCCGGUGAGGAGUGAGAACAUCCCACAGCGCACCAGCCAGGACUGGUGGACCUCCUGGAACCUCACAGAUGCCCACCACACCGACACACCGCCCGAUAGUUCCUCAAACUGGGAGUUUAACUCAUUAACUAUAUUUAAUGGUGAUGAGUUUGCAAACAGUUCCUUGUCGGAAUCAGUUAUAUCAGAAUCCGACGAAGAAAUAGACAUAGUGAAUAGUGAAAGUACAGUGAAAGUGAAAAGUGAAGUGAUUCCGGAGACUAGUUUGGAAGUGAUGCCUGUGGAGAACGAGGAGGACAGGCUCAGGUUCCUGUUUGUUGAGAAGAAGUGUGCGGACAUCGGUAUAGAGCUUAGGAACGAAGAUAUUGGAAAUGGAUACUCGUACAGCGCAGUGCACGCGGUGCUGGUGAGCGCAGUGCGCAGCCUGGCCGAGGAGCUGGUGCGGUCAGCGCGCGCCGCCGCACUCGCCCCGGACCCUCCAGCACUGCCCCACGUCUGGACAGGGUCUGGUCGCGAGGUGUGUGCGGGCGCGCGCGAGGUGUGCGCGGGCGCGCGCCGCUCCGGCCGCCUGCACGCGCUCACGGCGCGCUGGCUGGCCGCGCCGCCCCGCACACCCCACACACUAUAA
Messenger RNA from Papilio machaon (common yellow swallowtail), 3081 nucleotides. RefSeq lists its product as uncharacterized. Gene Ontology annotation, cellular component: NuA4 histone acetyltransferase complex. Gene Ontology annotation, molecular function: histone binding. NCBI's taxonomy places the organism in Eukaryota, Metazoa, Arthropoda, Insecta, Lepidoptera, Papilionidae. The coding region runs from base 334 to 3081 and encodes 915 amino acids. The transcript is spliced from 10 exons. The record is from RefSeq and is a predicted model, not a curated record. Gene Ontology annotation, biological process: chromatin remodeling; regulation of transcription by RNA polymerase II.